Scheffersomyces stipitis CBS 6054 is the source of this 3108-nucleotide messenger RNA. RefSeq names its product GTPase (gene RIA1). The transcript has a single exon. The record is from RefSeq and is a predicted model, not a curated record. Gene Ontology annotation, cellular component: cytosol; ribonucleoprotein complex. Gene Ontology annotation, biological process: cytosolic ribosome assembly. The coding region runs from base 1 to 3108 and encodes 1035 amino acids. Lineage: Eukaryota; Fungi; Ascomycota; Pichiomycetes; Serinales; Debaryomycetaceae. Gene Ontology annotation, molecular function: GTP binding; GTPase activity; ribosome binding.
AUGAGGCUAUCCGAGGAGACGGUAAACAAGCUCCAGCUGAAUGCUUCGUGCAUUAGAAAUAUUUGUAUUUUGGCCCAUGUGGACCACGGCAAAACUUCAUUGAGUGAUUCUCUAUUAGCUACCAACGGAAUCAUCUCACAGAGAAUGGCAGGAAAAGUCAGGUAUCUAGACUCAAGAGAGGAUGAACAGCUCAGAGGUAUUACUAUGGAAUCCUCGGCGAUCUCAUUGUACUUCAAAGUUAUGCGCAGAAAGAAAGACUCAGACGAAACUGAGAUCAAAGAGCAUUUAAUCAACUUGAUUGACUCGCCCGGCCAUAUCGAUUUCUCAUCCGAAGUAUCUACCUCUUCGAGAUUAUGUGAUGGUGCCGUUGUAUUAGUCGAUGUAGUCGAGGGAGUAUGUUCUCAGACUGUUAAUGUGCUCAGACAAUGUUGGGUAGACAAGUUGAAGCCAAUGUUGGUGAUAAAUAAAAUCGAUCGUUUGAUCACAGAAUGGAAGAUGUCUCCUUUAGAAGCAUAUCAGCAUAUAUCCAGAGUUAUUGAACAGGUGAACUCUGUUAUUGGUUCAUUCUUCGCUGGUGACAGAAUGGAAGACGAUAUGAUCUGGAGAGAAAGUGGGGCCGAAGGAGAAUUCGUUGAAAAGGAUGAUGAAGAGUUGUAUUUCACUCCAGAAAAGAACAACGUAGUUUUUGCAUCUGCUGUGGAUGGCUGGGCUUUUAAUGUAAAUACUUUUGCAAAGAUUUACCUGGCCAAACUUGGCUUCUCUCAUUCAGUUUUGUCCAAGACCUUAUGGGGUGACUUUUAUUUGGACAUGAAAAACAAAAAGAUCAUUCCUGGAAGUAAAUUGAAAGCGUCUCAAGGUAAUUUGAAACCUUUAUUUGUAUCCUUGAUUCUUGAACAAAUUUGGGCUGUCUACGAAAAUUGCGUCAUUGAAAGAAACCAGGAAAAGUUGGAAAGGAUAAUUGAGAAAUUGGGUGCAAAAAUUGGCCCAAGAGAAUUGAGAUCGAAAGAUUACAAGAACUUAUUGAACUUGAUCAUGUCACAAUGGAUCCCUAUUAGUCACGCUAUUCUAGGCACAGUCAUUGAGUAUUUGCCAAGUCCAAUUGUCGCUCAACUGCAAAGAAUUGAAAAGAUCUUGGACGAAAGUAUCUACAAUGUUGUUGAAAUUGAGACUGACAAGACAAAAUUGGUUGAUGGCAACUUCGACAAGUCAAUUCGUACGUGUGAUUCAUCAGAUCCGGAGCAUCAUACAUUGGCAUACGUAUCUAAAUUGUUGUCUAUUCCAAAUGAGGAUUUGCCAAGAGUUGGUACUUCUGCUGAAUUAACUGCUGAUGAGAUAAAGGAAAGAGGCAGAAUUGCCAGAGAAUUGGCUAAGAAAGCUUCUGAGGCUGCUGCAGCUGCUCAAGGUUCUAAUACUGAUGAAUUCACUAUCGUUAAAAAGGAUCCUUUUGAAUGGGAAUUUGAAGAAGAAGACUUUGAAGAAGAAACAGAAGAAGAAGAUCUUGACGUUCAAACGGAAACAUUAGUCGGAUUCACUAGAAUUUAUUCUGGUUCUUUGUCGAAAGGACAAAAGAUUACUGUCAUUGGACCAAAGUAUGAUGCAUCCCUUCCUAAAGAUUCUGAAUCCAACAAAGAACAAAUUGCUAAAGAAGUUGAAAUUAAGGAUUUGUACUUAAUCAUGGGAAGAGAAUUGGUGCCAAUGCAUACUGUCCCCGCUGGAAAUAUUGUCGGGGUUGUUGGGCUUGAUGAAGCUGUUUUAAAGAAUGCCACUUUGUGUUCUGAAAUACUAGAUGACAAGCCGUAUAUCAACUUGGCUUCGACGUCAACAUUAAUUCACAAUAAGCCAAUUAUGAAGAUUGCGGUUGAACCAACCAAUCCUUCAAAAUUGACUAAGUUGGAAAGGGGGUUGGAUCUUUUGUCCAAAGCUGAUCCAGUUUUGGAAUGGUUCUUUGAUGAUGACUCUGGUGAGUUGAUAAUGUGUGUAGCUGGUGAACUUCACCUUGAAAGAUGUCUCAAAGAUCUACAAGAAAGAUUCGCCAAAGGUUGUGAAGUCAUUGUCAAAGAACCUGUUAUUCCAUUUAGGGAAGGCUUAGCUGAUGACAGGAAGAACACUUCUAACAUCGAUGAAAAUGACGAUGAAGAUGAAAAGAAUUCACUUGGUGUUGAUUUGGAUUUCUCAGUCUCACCUAUGCCAAACAAAAUCACACAAUUCUUGAUUGACCAUGAAUCAGAAAUACAAACUAUUCAAAAUAAGAAGCUUGCGACCGAGGAGCAAGUAGGCUUAUUCAAGAAGAAGUUCAAAUCCGUCCUUGAUGAAGAGAAGUUUUACGCAGAAUUUGAAAAUGUAGAAGAUCUAGUUAACCACUUGAUAGCAUUUGGUCCUAAGAGAAUUGGUCCUAACAUUUUUGUCGAGUCAAAGGGUAAUUCUCACAAGUUCACACACUUAUUUGGAGACAACGACUCUUUGUCAAAGUUUGAAUUCGAAAAUAACGUUCUCAACGGUGUUCAGCUUGCAUUCAACGAAGGGCCCUUGGCUUCAGAACCUUUACAGGGAGUAAUUAUCACAUUGAAGAGAAGUGAACAGAUCAUGGACGAGAAUGGCGAACCUGUUAGAGCUAUCAAUCAAGGUAGAAUCAUUGUCCAUACUCGUAACUUGAUUCACAAGGAAUUCUUAUUGAAGUCUCCAAGAUUGUUCCUUGCUAUGUACACUUGUGAUAUCCAAGCUACUUCUGAAGUCUUAGGUAAGGUUUACGCUGUUGUUCAACGUACGGGCGGUUCUAUCAUUUCUGAGGAAAUGAAGGAGGGUACUCCAUUUUUCACCAUUGAGGCCAGAAUUCCUGUUGUUGAAGCCUUUGGGUUUUCAGAAGACAUACGUAAAAAGACAUCCGGUGCUGCUAGUCCUCAGUUGGUUUUCGCCGGUUAUGACAUGUUGGAUAUAGAUCCGUAUUGGGUUCCACAUACCGAAGAAGAACUUGAGGACCUAGGCGAGUUUGCUGAAAGAGAAAAUGUGGCCAGGAGAUACAUGAACACUAUAAGAAGAAGGAAGGGCUUGUUUGUAGACGAAAAGGUUGUCAAGAACGCUGAAAAGCAGAGAACAAUGAGAAAGGAUUAG